Mytilus trossulus (common blue mussel) is the source of this 603-nucleotide messenger RNA. RefSeq names its product cysteine-rich DPF motif domain-containing protein 1-like. The transcript is spliced from 4 exons. NCBI's taxonomy places the organism in Eukaryota, Metazoa, Mollusca, Bivalvia, Mytilida, Mytilidae. The record is from RefSeq and is a predicted model, not a curated record. Bases 9 to 317 code for a protein of 102 amino acids.
GGUCCACCAUGGAAGAAAACAAGCGAUUUUUGUGUCAUGCUUGUAAAUUUUCAAGCACUUAUCAAUAUUUUGGGACAAAUCCAAAUUUUGCAAAGAAUAUCAUUUUAAUGGAAGACUCAUAUUUGUGCAAGGAUCCGUUCAGUGCUGAAGGAGGCUUUAUUACUCUUGGUUCACACUGUUCCAUGUGUCAGAUGUCCGUCUGCUGUUCUACGGAUUGCAGCUUGUUUUAUACUAAGAGAUUUUGUAUAGAUUGUGUUAAAUCAAAGAUUGGACAGUUUCCUCAAGAAAUUCAACAGGAAAUUUCACGUAAAACUUGACAGAAAUAAGAACAAUUUAAUCAUGGAUGUCAAAAGCCAUCACAGAACUUGCGACUCAGAGCUUUUUAUGUUCCAGUAAAAAUCAACUUAGAUCCAAAGACAGUCGUUAGAUUGAUACAAAUUCCAGAAGAAUAUGCAGAGAUGAUAAAAUCAAAGAAAUCAUAUCAAUGUUAUAAAAAAUAUGAUGUUCAAAUCUUUCUAAAAUUGAAUUGGACUAUAAAUAUUUGGAAUAGAAAAGACAAUUUAUUACUUUUCAUCCCAAAUAAAUUGCCAUUAUAUACCAGUA